Molecule: messenger RNA, 2202 nt
Organism: Cryptococcus amylolentus CBS 6039
Lineage: Eukaryota; Fungi; Basidiomycota; Tremellomycetes; Tremellales; Cryptococcaceae
Exons: 4
Coding region: 1-2202 (733 amino acids)
Source: RefSeq, a predicted model, not a curated record
AUGUCCGCCCCCGGUCAAGAGCACCACCCCGACCUGCCCGCCAACAGCGCUCCGGUCAGCUUUGGCUGCCGCUGUCUCAAUCUCAAGAUUGACGGUCGCGUCGACGCUGCAGACGAGCACAAAAUGAAAGCUGGAGAUGGGAACAAGGGUAGCGGGGAAGUGAAGGUGUACUUGCCGCCUGGGUCCGAAGGCGUCAGAUUUCCGGGCUAUGUGACCUAUGAGCAAGAAGGUAACACAUUAUUUGGGUCCUCGGACAAUACAGAUGAUUACGGCAAGUCCUGGAGGAAAUGUUACAUCUGUGGAACUACGUGUUAUGAAACAACCCGCAAACCGCCGCAGGCAUCCGCGGCAGAAGAGGAAUGGGUCACUGUAGACCUCGCUGGGAGUGUCGUGUACGGAGAAGAACUCGGAAAGAUUCUGAGCGAAGAAGGUCUUCCCUUCUCCAACCUACUCAUCGACGCCUCGACUGUUCAAUCCAAUUUUGGACGCCCACCGACCAACCCCGCCCCGUCCUCGGACCUCGAAUCAUAUGAACCUGCCAUCCCUGGGCCAUACAUUUCUCCCCCCCACGAUCCAUUCUUCCUCCCACCCCCUUUCAUCCCUUCCAACUCCCACCUCAAAGACUUGUGCGACCAAGCCGAAAGUUACUUGAAAUACGUGCACUCCAAGCUGGAAGAGGAAGUGAGACAAUUCAUCUCGGAAAGGACGCAUGAAUUGCGGAAUAUCGAAGAGGAGGUGCGAGGGGAAGUGGAGACGCUAUGGGGCAAGUACCAGACUAUCCCCGGGAAUGAAGGGGCGGCCCGCGAGCGAAGUGCGAGCACGAGCCGAACACGCGAGAGCAUAUCCCGCAUUCCUAAUCCCGCCAAAGUCUUUUCCCCUCCCAAACACUUUGACGGCAACUCUUUUCAACCCUCUCCCAGCAUCGCUUCCAACCCAAUCAUGCAAUCCGCCACCGCCCCGGCUACCAGUGCCGUCCCCAACGGCACUUCUCUCCUCGCGCAAUCCCUCUCUGCCAGCUCGUUCUACCCUGCUCCUUCUUCGAAACCGGUUGGAGAGGAGGGAUCUGUGAGCGAUGGGGUGAGGGAUGAGAUGGAUGAUACGAUCUCGCAAGUGGCCAAGACGUAUGGGACCAAGGGCGAUUCUCGCGCCGUGGCUAUGAGCUACGUUUUUAGUUCUCUCGCAGAGAAUAUGGGCGGGCCGUCUCAGGCUGCACUGGCAAAUGAAGAAGGGGAGACUCCUGCGCCUCCUGAGGCGCAUGGGAAGGAUAGCUGGAUUGAUGAUGAGACGGAGAAUGCGCGAAGAAUGCCCAGAGAACAGCUUGGUGCAGUCGCGGAAGAGAAUGAAGGGGAUGGGAGGACGCCUAGGGCAACACAGACGAAAGAGUUGUACGAGGACAAGGAGCGGAAAGACAAAAAGGGCAAGGGACGAGUCAAGUUUGAAGAGCCCGAGAAAUCAGAGAAGAAAGAAGAACCGGAAGAGAUUGACGAUGACCACCUGUUUGACUUUGAGCUCGACGACAACAUCCGUGACAAAUCUGCCUCGGCACCUCUUCUCGACUCUUCCCGCUCCCGCAACCUCCUAGAGACCAACCUCUCCCACACCUUUGCCGCCGACCUCCCCUCUCACCGUGCCGCCUGGCGCCGUUUCGAACAGAACGGAUCCAUGUACGAAGCCCUCCGCCGUGGUCAGACAUAUAUCUCCGGGGAGGAAGACGAAGAUGACGAAUCUCAAGUGAGCAAGCUAGCAACCUCGGUGCCGAUCCAGAUCAAUCCCAUCCGCGCUGGGAAAGCCAGCGCUCCGGUGGCAUUUGAGAGAAAGACGAGUCUGAGUGAUAGGCAGGGGCUGAUGGUCCCGAGGUUGAAGGGUGCGAUGAGGGAGAGUGGGGUGGAGAAGGGGAAUGCGUUGGGACUUGGGUUCCCUACGUCCAGAGGUCGAACGGCCUCCAACUCGCAGAGGAGGAACUCUCGUUCAGCCUCCGCGUCCCGCGAGACGGAAGCUGUCAAGUCUUACAAGGCCGACCCUGGGGCUGUGUUUGAGUCGCUUGCCGAUACGGCCAACGAGGAUGAUGAAGACGGGGCCGGCGCGGUGCAGGCGGGAGAAGGGACAUUGAAGGAGAAGGGUUUUGUGCCGCCGCAUGUGUUGGCGAGAAAGGCCGAUAAGGAGCAAUUGCCGAAUGUUGGAUGGAGGAGUAUGGCAUCGUGA